Molecule: messenger RNA, 708 nt
Organism: Trichoplax adhaerens
Lineage: Eukaryota; Metazoa; Placozoa; Uniplacotomia; Trichoplacea; Trichoplacidae
Exons: 4
Coding region: 1-708 (235 amino acids)
Biological process (GO): protein folding
Cellular component (GO): cytoplasm
Source: RefSeq, a predicted model, not a curated record
AUGCAAGAUCCUAACGAAGACACAGAAUGGAACGAUAUCUUACGCCAAAAAGGCAUUUUACCACCAAAAGAAGAGCCAAAGGAGGAAGAAGUGGAAAUAGCCCCUCCUGACAAAAAUGUCGUCUCUCCUGAAGGAAAACCUUACCAGGAAAUGAACAUGGACGAGCUGGAUGAAUUUGAAGAUGAUCUAGACGAGCAAUUUUUCCUAGAGUACAAGCGAAAACGAUUGUUAGAAAUGCAAGAAACGGUAAAGAGGUCACAAUUUGGUGAUCUCAGAGAAAUUUCAGGACAAGACUAUAUUCAGGAAGUUACCAAAGCUGGAGAAGGCAUCAAUGUAGUCCUUCACCUAUACCAAGCAGGAAUUCCAUUAUGUAAAUUAAUCAACAAUCAUCUAUCAACCCUGGCUCAAAAGUUUCCCGAAACCAAGUUUCUUAAAAGUAUUUCUACAACUACUAUUCCGAAUUAUCCAGAUAAAAACCUCCCGACUAUCUUUGUUUACAACAAUGGAGAAUUAAAGGGGCAAUUAAUUGGACCUUUUAGUUUUGGAGGCAUGAAACUCACUAUCGAUAGUUUAGAGUGGAAAUUGGCCCAGUUUAAAGCUAUUAAGAGUGAUUUAUCUGAAGAUCCUACAGCUGCAAAUCAAAUUCGUGAUGUUAUGUCGGACUCUCUACGUAAUCAAAAUGAUGAUGAUGAUGAUGGUGACGACUAA